UUCACCAACAUUGGCGCUGCAAGGACGACUGCCCCACGAGUUUGAACACACACAGCUGCCGGCGGCGAUGACUGACUGACUCGUGGGUUUGAAGAAACUAUACUUGUAGCUUCCAGUCUGGAUAUAAGCGGUCGAUUGUGUUAAAGCGGCUUGUUAAGGACGAGAAACCGGCUAACAGAUAAGUGCGUCCGUGUGCCUGGAAAUAACCUCUGUCCCUGGCGGUGGAGGGUCUACAUUCAUUGACCUGCCUCUCUGCAAGAUAAGCUGCAGAGAUGGUGUUUAUGCAGAGCUACUGUGGAUCCAAUACCUCCAUUUCCCACACGUGGGUGGAUGAAGGAAUCGCCCCGUGCUUCUACUUCACCCUCGUACCCACUAUCCUGCUCACCGUCGCCUUCUUCCUCGGCACCCUCCACUGCAUCUUCUACCAGAAGUAUGGCACACCGAUGGAGCCCAAGUUCAUCCCGCGCUCUCGCCUCUACGGCUUCCAGCUGGCCGUCACCAUCCUGCUGCUGCUCCAGUUUCUGGGUGGGACGGUGUGGCGGGCUGCCAGUGCAGAGGAGCUUCCGGGAUACGUGGUUCUGUACGGCUGCUUCUCAGCGGCGGCGUGGGCAUGGGCUUUCAGCCUGCUCCGGGUGGAGAGACGCAGGGCUCUGGUGAUGGAUCGCACACGGGGGCACAGCACUGCCCUCCUGGUGUUCUGGGCCUUGGCUUUCUCGGCUGAGAAUUUGGCCAUCGUCUCCUGGUACAGUCCCCACUGGUGGUGGAGCCUGCAGAGCACUCAGGAGAUGGUGCAGUUUGCUCUGUGGCUGCUGCGCUACAUCGGCACCGGGCUGCUCUUCUUCCUUGGUCUUAAAGCGCCGGGGUUGCCUAGGAAACCGUACAUGCUUCUGAUUAACGAGGACGAGAGAGAUGUGGAAACCAGCGGACAGAGUUUAUUGGGAAGGACAGAGGAGAAUGAGUCCACGUGGCAGGGCUUCAGGAAGAAGGUCCGCCUGCUGCUUCCCUACAUGUGGCCCCGAGGCAACAUCAUCCUCCAGCUCCUGGUCGUCUUCUGUCUGGGGCUGCUGGGAAUCGAGAGGGCUAUUAAUGUGUUUGUGCCCAUUUACUACAAAAAUAUCGUAAAUGAACUGACCGAUGGGAGCAGCUGGCGCACUCUGGCCACAACAGUGUGUAUUUAUGUCCUGCUCAAGUUCUUUCAGGGCGGUGGGGCAGGUGCCUCGGGGUUUGUCAGCAAUUUGCGCUCUUUCCUCUGGAUCCGAGUGCAGCAGUACACCAAUCGGGUAGUUCAAGUCCGACUGUUCGGCCACUUGCACUCCCUCUCUCUACGCUGGCAUCUGGGCCGUAAAACCGGCGAUGUGCUGCGGAGCAUCGACCGAGGCACCAGUUCCAUCAACAGUUUGCUCAGCUACAUAGUGUUCAGCAUCUUUCCAACCAUCGCUGAUAUCGUUAUCUCAAUCCUGUACUUCAUCAACUUCUUCAACGCCUGGUUCGGCCUGAUCAUCUUCGUCUGCAUGACUCUGUACCUCACCACGACCAUCAUCAUCACCGAAUGGAGAACCAAAUACAGACGAGACAUGAAUCUGCAGGACAACGCCGCCAAGUCGAAGGCUGUGGAUUCCUUGUUAAACUUUGAGACGGUUAAAUACUACAACGCAGAGAACUAUGAGGUCAACCGUUUUGAGGAUGCCAUCUUGAAAUAUCAGGCUUCAGAGUGGAAGACUCAGGCUUCCCUGGCAUUACUCAAUCAAACACAGAACAUCAUUAUUGGGUCGGGAUUGCUUGCCGGAUCCCUGCUCUGUGCCUACUUUGUCACUGAAGGAAGGUUUCAGGUUGGCGAUUUCGUUCUCUUUGGCACAUAUAUAAUCCAGCUGUACACUCCUCUCAACUGGUUUGGAACUUACUACAGAAUGAUCCAAAAUUCUUUCAUUGACAUGGAAAGCAUGUUCAAACUAUUUGAAGAGGAUGAAGAGGUGAAAGAUGAAGUAAAUGCUGGGAAUCUGCUGUAUAAACUGGGAAAAGUGGAGUUUGACCAUGUUUACUUCAGCUACACAAAUGGCAAAGAGAUUCUCAAGGACGUUUCCUUCACCGUUCUUCCAGGGCAGACAGUUGCACUGGUGGGACCGUCUGGGUCUGGGAAAAGUACCAUCAUCCGACUGAUCUUCCGUUUCUAUAAUGUUCAAGGAGGGUGCAUUCGCAUUGAUGGCCAGGAUAUCUCAAAGGUCAAACAAACAUCUCUGCGAGCUCAUAUUGGCGUAGUUCCCCAGGAUACGGUGCUUUUCAAUGACACCAUCCGGGAGAACAUUCGCUACGGUCGCAUCACUGCCAGUGACCAGGAGGUGGAUGAGGCUGCUAUAGCUGCAGAUAUUCAUGAUAAAAUCAUGGCCUUCGCCGAAGGUUACGACACACAAGUGGGUGAAAGAGGCCUUAAGCUGAGCGGAGGGGAGAAACAGAGGGUGGCCAUCGCCAGAACUAUCCUCAAAGCGCCGCAGAUCAUCCUGCUGGAUGAGGCUACAUCUGCGCUGGACACGCAGACGGAGCGUAACAUCCAGGCCUCCCUGGCCAAAGUGUGUACCAAUCGUACAACAGUCGUCGUUGCACACAGGUUGUCCACCAUCAUCGGAGCAGACCAGAUUCUGGUCAUCAGUGACGGUCGCAUCGCUGAGCGAGGGCGACAUGACGAGUUGCUGCUAAAGGGAGGCCUGUAUGCAGACAUGUGGCUGAAGCAACAGAAAGCCCACGACUCUGAUUCAUCCUCAGACACUGAAGCCAAAGAUCAGACGUCGGAGAAACUGCAGCCGCCAUCGUCGUCUUCAGCCAACCACUGACACUAAAUGCUUAGAAAAAGCUAUCUUAUUUUUAAAAUCCCUUUUUAAGUUACAAAACACAGAAUCAGCAUCAGAAUGUUGUUGGUUUUUUUAGGGUUUUCCAAUUAAAUGUGCAAUGGCAAGUUGAGGGAGAAAAAGGGAAGGUGCCUUAAAAACUGAGCAGGUAGAAACACUAUGUUCAAAUAAUACACUUUUAUUUUGAACUUGUAAUCUAAACGUGGGAGUUUUAGCAAAGAAAUCUAAUUGCUGGAACAAACAAAUGGAUGUGGAACAGUACGGACGGGUGAUUCAAGAUGAACAAUUCUGUUUUAGAACGAAAUAGCGAACAGGCUUUAAGAUUUAUACCUCUUAAACUGAAACCUACUCUUAUCAUAAUCCCUUCUUGAUAUUAUUUAUAUUUAUGUUUUUAUAUGUGAUAAUACCGUUUGUGUUGCCAGUCUGUUCAAUCCAGCUUUCGUAACUCCCCUAGUGAGACUCCAAACAAUCUCCCACAAAAGGGCACAGAUAUGAAGGGAAUUAUUCAAAAUCUUGUCCUGACCUUCAGUACAUCUUGUUUUAUUGAGGAGCAUCAUUUGCUGCAUGACAAUGUGCCAGUGUGCAAACUUUCAGGGAUUUUACUUUGAUUUUAAGCUGGUGGUAGCUAAAUUAUGAGCUACUGUAUAUUAGUUGUACUGUUUUUUUAAGAGUUGAAUAAACAUAUGUGUAUGUUUCAUCAAAGAAGGUUGUGUUGACUAUCUGUGCAUUUUAAUAAUAAUACAUUUUAUUUGUUAGGCGCCUUUCAUGGCACUCGAGAUGGCCGAUUUUAUCUUUGAAUAUUGGCCAGAGCUUGUUUAUACGUCAUAAAUGCUGUUUUUGAUAUAAAGAUUUAUGUCUAAAGUUGUACAAGUCAUGUUACUGGCAUUUAAACCAUAAACCUUUUCCUUGGAAGACAUCUGUAUUGAAAAUGCAUAUUAUACUUUAUUGUCCACAUAGUAACACCCAAGUUACUGAUAAUACAAUUACAGUCUGCAUAAGUACAUUGUGCACUUAUGCACAAUUUUUUUUGUAAGAAUUUGCUUAUUUGCUGUUUUAUGUCUACCUCACAAAGGGUACCUGUAUGAUUGGUGUAAAUAUUUGCCAUGUAAUUAAAGAUAGAGAAGCAUUUCUCUGUGAUAUGAAAACAUAACUGUCUCCUGUGUGUGUGUGUAUAUAUAUAUAUAUAUAUAUACUGUAUAUAUGU
Cololabis saira (Pacific saury) is the source of this 4044-nucleotide messenger RNA. It is a transcript of the gene abcb6a, whose product is annotated as ATP-binding cassette, sub-family B (MDR/TAP), member 6a. The record is from RefSeq and is a predicted model, not a curated record. Gene Ontology annotation, biological process: heme transport; transmembrane transport. NCBI's taxonomy places the organism in Eukaryota, Metazoa, Chordata, Actinopteri, Beloniformes, Belonidae. Bases 273 to 2825 code for a protein of 850 amino acids. Gene Ontology annotation, cellular component: membrane. The transcript is spliced from 20 exons. Gene Ontology annotation, molecular function: ATP binding; heme binding; ABC-type heme transporter activity.